AUGGCAGGAAGAAACUUCGAAGAUAUUUCAUCGGCUUGCGAAGUUGCUGCACAAGCACUACAAGCUAUUGGCAAUUUAAGAAAUCCUGAUAUUCGAAAUUUAGCAGAAUCAACUGCUUCAAACAGCAGUGCAAGUAAUUCAAAUAUGUCGACUACUUCUGGUGGAAAUAUCUCGGUAUUUGCAGCUGAGCUCGGACAGAGAUUUCCCACAUUUAAUGCUUGCAUUAAUAAUACACGAGGCAGAGAAAGUCACAAUUCUUCUAGUCGCAGUACAGUUAAAAAGAACUCCAAAAAGCGGAAGUCCAAUGAUAACACUCAAGAUGCAUCGAGUGGAUCUGGAACAAAGAUUGGGCGACCUUCGAA
Messenger RNA from Paramuricea clavata, 362 nucleotides. The record is from the annotation of a GenBank genome assembly. NCBI's taxonomy places the organism in Eukaryota, Metazoa, Cnidaria, Anthozoa, Malacalcyonacea, Plexauridae.